Messenger RNA from Musa acuminata subsp. malaccensis (wild Malaysian banana), 608 nucleotides. The record is from RefSeq and is a predicted model, not a curated record. NCBI's taxonomy places the organism in Eukaryota, Viridiplantae, Streptophyta, Magnoliopsida, Zingiberales, Musaceae.
AUGGCAGAAUUAGAUCAAUCGAGAAUCGAAGAUGGAUUCGGUGGCCCUUCUCUUCUUCCUCCUCCUCCUCUUGUCAGCGACUGCACCCUCAGAAUCAUUCGCAGGUCAUCGGAAGUUGAUGCAUCAUGCUUCGGUACCACACGAAGCUACGAAAAAGGUACUCCCAGGAAGGCAUUAGCCAGAGCUGGACGAUGCGGGGAGUCGGACGAUCCCAUCCCAAGCCCCACUACCAUGACAGCGUCUCAAGCCUCGAGGAGGCCUUACGUGCCACCGUCGCCUGCCGGAAAUCGAGUGGUAAUUUACGAAGCACCCCCUCAAGCGCCGCCCCCGCUCGUAGCGUAGACGAGCAGCGAAUGCCGAGUCUCUUAUUUAUGUUCGUCUGUUAGUGUCUCCUAUACCAAAGCCAAUAAUAGCUUUACAUAAAGCAACGUUUGGAUGCAUAUGAUUACUCCGACCACACACAGCUAAUUAGACUUCGAUCCAAGAGAUGGGAGAAAGGUAGGAGACGACAUGGAGGAGAGCUGAAACAGAAAGGAAACCAGAAGGAACUCUGCUGGGUUUGGCCAUAAAACUUGAUUCCUGCUCAAUAAAUUGUGCUUACAAUUACA